Molecule: messenger RNA, 1533 nt
Organism: Tetrahymena thermophila SB210
Lineage: Eukaryota; Ciliophora; Oligohymenophorea; Hymenostomatida; Tetrahymenidae
Exons: 2
Source: RefSeq, a predicted model, not a curated record
UUUAUUUGCUAUUAAUUGAAUACAAUUUUUAAUAUAAAAGAAAUGAUUAGUGAAUCAAUUGAAAACUUAAAUAAUAAAAUGAUGCUCUAAAAAAUACAUGAGAGUUAAGAAACUCUAGCUACUGGAUCUUACCAAAUCUGCACCUAAGGACUAUUUGACUUUCUAGGAUAAGAUCAUUUGACUGAGACUGAACAUUUUUAGUCUAUGACUUCAAACACCAUCGAAAAUAUAAGAUCCAAGUUAUAAAAGCGAGAAACCAAAUUUUAAGAUAAAGAUGGAUAACAGAAGAUUACCACUUUUGGAAGCUCUAACCCAAAUACUAUUUAAGGAAUGGAUGAAUCAAAUUGUUCUACUAACCUAAUAACUUCUUCAAUCACCUAUAAUAAUCAACAAUAAUAUAAAAAGUAGAUUUCCUAAAACCCUGCUAUAUCAUAAAUAAAAAAAGAGGAGAGCGAUUAGCCUAAAAUAUUUAUAUAAUACGAAGAAAAUAAAGAUUUUGAUCUGUUUACAUUCAGUCCUUUAAAAAUGAGAAAUCUUAAAUCAGAAAUAUAACAAAAAUAAUAAAAUAAUUUAUUUGAAGACAACAACUUUUUGAUAAAAGAAUAGAAUUUAUUAAUGCUAAACUAAGUUGUGGAGUAAGCAGAAAGCAUUGAAAUUGAUUUAAGCGACAGGGAAGAUGAUUUCCAUCACGAUUUUAAUGGAUUUAAACUAUAAAAAUAAGAUAGUCACAAUUUAAAUUUAGAACUACCUUUAAUCGUUUAGCCUUGCUAAUUAGAAUCAAACUAAUAAUAAAUAUUGGACAAUUUAUUAUCUCAAGAAAUUGAUAUAUCACACAUUAGUUAAAAUAUUUCGAAUAUUUCUUAAUAAUCUGUUGGGGAUGAUAAUAUGAUAAAGUGUUAUUCUGGAAAUAACCUUAAUAUUUAAAAUAAAGAAAUUCCUUCUCUUAAGAGGUAAAGUUCUGAACCUUUGACUUAAAGCAUCUACAAAGAUAAAUUAAUUUCAUCUAAUAGCUCAAUAAGCUAAAGAUGCUCAAAUAAAAAGAUUAAAUAAAAAUGUAAAAUUGACAAAAAGUAAAAUAAAAAAAACCAAAAUUAGGAAUCCUUAACUUCAUCAUUAUCUAUUCCAUCUGAAAAAUAAUCUCAUACUUCAAGCAAAAAAUAAGAAAAUUAAUUAUAUUGUAGAAUCGGAAAAUUAUUUUUUAGAUAUUUAAAACUAAAAAGGGACAGUUGCCUUUUAAAAAGCGAUAAAAGUGGUGCCCUUCUUUAUAAAUAAUACAAAGACUUAUUUAAAAAUACUUUCAAUAAUUUAAAGCAAAAAUAAAACUUUGACAGCUUUUUGUAAGAAUAAUAAGAGAAUGAAAAAAUAUAAGGAUUGUAAGCUUAAUUCUCAGAAUUUCUAGAUUCUAAGAUUGAUUAAAGUUGUAAAAUAGACUAGGAUAAUACUACGUAAGUUACUGCAUUAGAUUUUUAGAAAAUAAAAGAAAUAUUUUCAAAAUCUCAGUACAAGAUUUUAAAAUCUCCAAAGAAUAAAUGA